This is a messenger RNA of Peromyscus leucopus (white-footed mouse), 4076 nucleotides long. It is a transcript of the gene Efr3a, whose product is annotated as EFR3 homolog A. Lineage: Eukaryota; Metazoa; Chordata; Mammalia; Rodentia; Cricetidae. Gene Ontology annotation, cellular component: plasma membrane. Bases 259 to 2799 code for a protein of 846 amino acids. The transcript is spliced from 24 exons. The record is from RefSeq and is a predicted model, not a curated record. Gene Ontology annotation, biological process: protein localization to plasma membrane.
CCCAGCGCGUCGUCGACGGGGCGCGGAGCGCGGCCGGUGGUUUCUGUGGCCGGUCGGCGUCCGCUCGCUCGGCUCUUCGCCCUCCGCCCGACGAGGCGCCUGUGGCCGAGCUCCCGCAGCCAUGCUGCGGUCGGCGCGGCUCGCGCGACUCCACUGAGUCCGGGAACGGCGGCGAGCGCGGCGGGCUCGGGUCGCCAUGCCUACCCCAGGCAACAGGAUCACGGAGCAGGAAGAUGGACUAGAAAACAGUCUCGCAACAUGAAGGACUAUGUUCAGGUGCCUGCAGCCGAGCUGGAGAAACCUUAUGAGUUUACUUCACCAGGGGAGUCAUCCACAUGUCUUUACCUGAGAGUGUGUUGCUGCUGCUCUGCUCUGCGUCCUCGCUACAAACGCCUGGUGGACAACAUAUUCCCUGAAGAUCCAAAAGAUGGCCUUGUUAAAGCUGAUAUGGAGAAACUGACAUUUUAUGCAGUGUCUGCACCAGAGAAGCUCGAUCGAAUAGGUGCCUAUCUGGCAGAAAGGCUGAGCAGGGAUGUUGUCAGACAUCGUUCUGGGUAUGUUCUAAUUGCUAUGGAGGCGUUGGACCAGCUUCUUAUGGCCUGCCAUUCUCAAAGCAUCAAACCAUUUGUAGAAAGCUUCCUUCAUAUGGUAGCAAAGCUUCUGGAAUCAGGGGAACCAAAGCUUCAAGUUCUUGGAACAAAUUCUUUUGUCAAAUUUGCAAAUAUUGAAGAAGACACACCAUCCUAUCAUAGACGUUAUGACUUCUUUGUAUCUCGAUUCAGUGCCAUGUGUCAUUCCUGCCAUAGUGAUCCAGAAAUACGAACUGAGAUCCGUAUUGCUGGAAUAAGAGGUAUUCAAGGUGUGGUUCGCAAAACAGUUAACGAUGAACUUCGUGCUACCAUUUGGGAACCACAGCAUAUGGAUAAGAUUGUUCCCUCACUUCUGUUUAACAUGCAGAAGAUAGAAGAAGUUGACAGUCGCAUCGGCCCGCCUUCUUCCCCCUCUGCAGCUGACAAAGAAGAGAACCCUGCAGUGCUGGCUGAGAGCUGUUUCCGAGAACUGCUGGGCCGAGCAACUUUCGGGAAUAUGAAUAACGCUGUCAGGCCAGUUUUUGCGCAUUUAGAUUAUCACAAGCUAUGGGAUCCUAAUGAAUUUGCAGUUCAUUGCUUUAAGAUUAUAAUGUAUUCUAUUCAGGCUCAGUAUUCUCAUCAUGUUAUCCAGGAAAUUCUUGGACACCUUGAUGCUUGUAAGAAGGAUUCGCCACGGGUUCGAGCAGGUAUCAUUCAGGUUCUGUUAGAGGCUGUUGCUAUUGCUGCUAAAGGUUCUAUAGGGCCAACAGUGCUGGAAGUCUUCAACACCCUGUUGAAACACCUGCGACUCAGUGUGGAAUUGGAAGCCAAUGACUCCCAGCAGGGGUCUGUGGGCAGCAUCACCCUGAGUUCCAAAGACAAUGAUGAGAAGAUUGUGCAGAAUGCUAUCAUCCAGACAAUAGGGUUUUUUGGAAGUAACUUACCAGACUAUCAGAGGUCAGAGAUCAUGAUGUUCAUCAUGGGAAAAGUGCCUGUUUUUGGAACAUCCACUCAUACUUUGGAUAUCAGUCAAUUAGGGGAUUUGGGAACCAGGAGGAUUCAGAUAAUGUUGCUGAGGUCUUUGCUUAUGGUGACGUCUGGAUACAAAGCCAAGACAAUUGUUACUGCACUGCCCGGGUCAUUUCUGGACCCUCUGUUAUCCCCAUCCCUCAUGGAAGAUUAUGAGCUGCGGCAGUUAGUCUUGGAAGUAAUGCACAACCUCAUGGAUCGCCAUGACAAUAGGGCAAAGCUCCGCGGCAUCAGAAUAAUACCAGAUGUGGCUGACUUGAAGAUAAAAAGAGAAAAAAUUUGUAGACAAGAUACAAGCUUCAUGAAAAAGAAUGGGCAACAGCUAUAUAGACAUAUAUAUCUGGGCUGCAAAGAGGAAGACAAUGUUCAGAAAAACUAUGAGCUCCUUUAUACAUCUCUGGCUCUUAUAACUAUUGAACUAGCCAAUGAAGAGGUGGUUAUUGACCUCAUUCGACUGGCCAUUGCUUUACAGGACAGCGCAAUUAUCAAUGAAGAUAACCUGCCAAUGUUUCAUCGUUGUGGAAUCAUGGCACUGGUUGCAGCAUAUCUCAACUUUGUGAGUCAGAUGAUAGCCGUUCCAGCAUUCUGCCAGCAUGUUAGCAAGGUGAUUGAAACUCGAACUAUGGAAGCCCCUUAUUUUCUACCAGAGCAUAUUUUCAGAGAUAAGUGCAUGCUUCCAAAAUCUUUAGAGAAGCAUGACAAAAGUUUAUAUUUUCUGACCAACAAGAUUGCAGAGUCCCUGGGGGGAAGCGGAUACAGUGUGGAGAGGCUCUCAGUUCCUUAUGUGCCACAGGUGACAGAUGAAGAUCGUCUUUCUAGGAGAAAAAGUAUUGUGGAUACUGUAUCUAUUCAGGUGGACAUUUUACCCAACAUUGUGCCUUCUGAUGAUGUGGUUAGCAACACUGAAGAAAUCACCUUUGAAGCACUGAAGAAAGCAAUUGACACCAAUGGAAUGGAAGAACAGGAAAAGGAAAAGAGACGUCUUGUGAUAGAGAAGUUCCAGAAAGCACCUUUUGAAGAAAUAGCAGCACAAUGUGAAUCCAAAGCAAAUUUGCUUCAUGAUAGACUUGCUCAAAUAUUGGAGCUCACCAUACGCCCUCCUCCCAGUCCAUCUGGAACACUGACCAUUACUUCUGGGCAUGCCCAAUACCAGUCCGUCCCAGUGUAUGAGAUGAAAUUUCCGGAUCUGUGUGUGUAUUGACUGGCUCAUGAAGACUACAGCAUUUAAAAGAAUGUUAAAGCCUGAAAAACAAGGCCAAGAUGAGUUUUCAGGAUUUGCAUAAUGCUUACUGACAAGUCCUGAAAUGGAAUGGGAUGUAUCUCUAACCAAACACUGGUCAUGCUGUGUUAGAAGUUUAGGAACUCUGAAUUAGAGUACUUCUAAAGGUAGACUUAUGCCACGUUAAUUUGUUUUGAGGUUCCUAUUAGCUUUUAAGAUGUAUUGCUUUCACAUUAUGCCGUUGUUAAAUAGUAUAUUUUAAACUUUGCACAAACGUGAUUUUUAAAAAACAAUUGAAAAAUGUAUGAAGUGUCUGCUGAUUUCUUAAGCGUCUCCACAACUGCUUAGAAGUUGAUUGCUUUUUUUCUUCAAAAGUAAAUAUAUUCCUAAGCCUAGGGUUGCAAAUUCUUUCAUGCUUUCUAAAUCCAUGCUUCAGAUGGACUGUGUAGACAUCUUUCAGUCCUCAGUAGUAACAUGUGGCAGGCAUUCCUACAGUAUCAGCGAUAGAAAAAUCUACUGACCAGUAUUCUCACCUAGGUCCUCAUCUGGAAACUGGUCAGGCUUUACAGGUCUUGUGAUACUUGUGUUUUCUGCUUCAAGUUGAGCCCUUGAGCCCUAGAGCUCACUCUUGGAGCACCGAAAGGUGCAGUGUUUUCCACAUAUGAUGUGUUAGUUUACAGACUGCGCUUUGAAACUAUAGUUGUAUUUUGCUGUGAUUCCAUUAAUUAAAUGAAAUAUAUAUUUACUAUAUAAAAGAAAGACAUUAAAAACAGCUACACGUUCACCUGUGCAGAGUCUAUACAUUUCAGUUUCUUUUAAAUGAACUUACAUUUUUAUAUUGUGCAUUGUUUUAAGUCUUCAUAGUAAAAAAUUUCCCCAGUGAACCUUUUAAUUUGCAAGAUUUGAACCAAAACUUGUGUGCAUCUCUGUUGAAGAUUAGUUACAUACAUUCAAAACGGUUCAUGUGUUCUUGUAAGGUCUGAGUGUGAGCUACCUUUAUUCCAGCUGUGAGACUGCAAGGGCAGUAUGUGUUGCACGUGCUAGUGAACACCACCACAUGGUGAAAAUAAGCAUUCUGCAAUUAGAAAAUUCUCUUAGCAUAGUUUUGCAAAAUCAUUUUGUGUAAUUCUGCUUUUUCAAAUUCAGUUUCUUUUUACAUAAAACAGUAUUCCUAUCAAAAAUUACAGCUCAAAAAUAAUUUGGUUUUAGUUUUGUUUUGUUUUGUUUUUUAAAUAAAAUGAAAAACAGGAUGUUUUAAA